Messenger RNA from Pelobates cultripes (western spadefoot toad), 478 nucleotides. The record is from the annotation of a GenBank genome assembly. NCBI's taxonomy places the organism in Eukaryota, Metazoa, Chordata, Amphibia, Anura, Pelobatidae.
AUGUUGGAAGGGGCAAGGCCACUUCCUCGCCCCCUUCUGGAAGGGCCUUUCGAGUUAACCUUGACCACAGAGGCUUCUACCAAGGGAUGGGGUGCUUUCUCUGCCCAAGGCGCAAUAAGAGGAGUUUGGUCACUUCAAGAAAGACUUCUCCACAUAAACUUACUAGAGUUAAGAGCAAUCAAAUUAGCCCUCCAAGGCCUCGUUCCAUUGAACCCCCUAGGUGUGUCGAUAAUGGUUCAAUCAGACAACAGGAAAGCAGUAGCUUAUGUCAACCACAGAGGGGGCACAGGGUCAAAAGGUCUUUGCCUAGAGGCCUUGGACCUGUGGUCAUGUGCUCUGGUUCACAAAGUUCGAAUUUUGGCAGUUCACGUACCAGAAGAGGCAAACGAACUGGCGGAUUCCCUGUCCCGCCAGCGUUUGUCCCUUGCUACAGUCCAGUUAAAGAGUGCCUUAUUUCAGCUGAUAGAGAGCAGACUGG